This is a messenger RNA of Miscanthus lutarioriparius, 513 nucleotides long. NCBI's taxonomy places the organism in Eukaryota, Viridiplantae, Streptophyta, Magnoliopsida, Poales, Poaceae. The record is from the annotation of a GenBank genome assembly.
AUGAGCACUUGCACCUGCAGCUUCACGGCAACAGAGGAAUUACAAACACCUGCAACACCGGAUCUGCAUCAAGCACCUCAGUGCCCCCUCCGCCGGUGGUGUGGAGGCCACUAUGACCGAUGGGGUCGGGGUGGAGGCCAGGAGAGGGGCGCGCCGGUGAGGAGACGGCUGCCGCUGAGGAAGUUGCCUCAUGCCGCCACUGGAUCUACGGCUGCCGUCGCGGCUAGGAGAGGAAGCGCCGUCGCAGGUGGUUUGGGGGCCACCGACCACCGCGCACGCAAGCUGGCUGGGGGCCUCGCCGUCGCCACCAACGGAUGCGUCGGGGCUGCGUCAGGGCUACGCGUAGGGUCACCGUGUUCUGAGCCUCAUGUUGCAAUGCCGAAGAAGGGAGGCCGCGGCGCGGAUGCGAUCAGGGCCGGCAUCGAUGUCGAGCUGCUGCUGCUCGUAGAGCCUCCUCUCCGGUGCCUCCCCUUGGCCCACACACAGCCGGGCACGCGUGCUGCCAGCCGGUGA